UCCCCUCCCCUCCGCCUCCUCCUCUCCUCCCUCCAGCUCUGAGGACCCAGAAGACACCACUACGGGUGGGCAGAGAAGCUCGGGGCACCCCGGGAGCCCACCGCGCCCGCCCCGCUGGAGCCCCGGGAGCACGGCCGGUCCAGGUUACAAAAUGUCCUAUGCUUGAGAUCUACAGACAACAUGUCCUACAGGAACUAAUCAGUGGUCUUUCUUCUCCUGGAGAUACAUUAGAAGCAUAAAUAUGGUGCCAAAGGAACUCCUUAUCUUUCUCUGACUACAAUUUAUUUGGACAUACUUUUGUAUUUGAAGAGAGGCAUACACACUGAGUUUACUCAUUGUGCAAAGACUCUGUUGUGUAGGAUCAUGGACCAUCCUGGUAGGGAAAAGGAUGAAAGACAACGAUCAAGUAAACCCAUGGCACAAAGGAGUGCACACUGCUCCCGAUCUUCUGGCACGUCAUCCUCUGGGGUUCUCAUGGUGGGACCCAACUUCAGAGUUGGCAAGAAGAUAGGGUGUGGGAACUUCGGAGAGCUCAGAUUAGGUAAAAAUCUCUACACCAAUGAAUAUGUAGCAAUCAAACUGGAACCAAUAAAAUCACGUGCUCCACAGCUUCAUUUAGAGUACAGGUUUUACAAACAACUUGGCAGUUCAGGUGAAGGUCUCCCACAGGUAUACUACUUUGGGCCAUGUGGGAAAUACAAUGCCAUGGUGCUAGAGCUCCUUGGCCCUAGCUUGGAGGACUUGUUUGACCUCUGUGACCGAACAUUUACUUUGAAGACAGUGUUAAUGAUUGCUAUUCAAUUGCUUUCUCGAAUGGAAUAUGUACACUCAAAGAAUCUCAUUUACCGAGAUGUUAAGCCAGAGAACUUCCUGAUCGGCCGACAAGGCAAUAAGAAAGAACAUGUUAUACACAUUAUAGACUUUGGACUGGCCAAGGAAUACAUUGAUCCUGAAACCAAAAAACACAUACCUUAUAGGGAGCACAAAAGUUUAACUGGAACUGCAAGAUAUAUGUCUAUCAACACACAUCUUGGCAAAGAGCAAAGCCGGCGUGAUGAUUUGGAAGCCCUAGGCCAUAUGUUCAUGUAUUUCCUCCGAGGCAGCCUACCCUGGCAAGGACUCAAGGCUGAUACAUUAAAAGAGAGAUAUCAAAAAAUUGGUGACACCAAAAGGAAUACUCCCAUUGAAGCACUCUGUGAGAACUUCCCAGAGGAGAUGGCAACCUACCUUCGAUAUGUCAGGCGAUUAGACUUCUUUGAAAAACCUGAUUAUGAGUAUUUACGGACCCUCUUCACAGACCUUUUUGAAAGGAAAGGCUACACCUUUGACUAUGCCUACGAUUGGGUUGGGAGACCUAUUCCUACUCCAGUAGGGUCAGUUCAUGUAGAUUCUGGUGCAUCCGCAGUAACUCGAGAAAGCCACACACACAGGGAUCGGCCAUCACAACAGCAGCCUCUUCGAAAUCAGACUGCAUCGUCAGAGCGCCGAGGAGAGUGGGAAAUCCAGCCCAGCCGGCAGACCAAUACCUCAUACCUGACGUCUCACUUGGCUGCAGACCGCCAUGGGGGAUCAGUGCAGGUGGUUAGCUCAACCAAUGGAGAGCUGAAUGUGGAUGACCCCACUGGAGCCCAGUCGAAUGCACCAAUCACAGCUCAUGCUGAGGUGGAGGUAGUGGAGGAAGCUAAGUGCUGCUGUUUCUUUAAGAGGAAAAGGAAGAAGACUACUCAGCGCCACAAGUGACCAGUGCCUCCCAGGAGUCCUCAGGCCCUGGGGACUCUUGACUUGAUUGCACCUGCAGCUCCUGCCAUUUCUCAUUGGAAAAGACUCCUCUGUGGGGGAGGAUAGAGAUCCAAACCAAAAAGAAGAAAAUAGAUGCCCCCAGAAGGAGCCAGUGUGGGCAGCCAGGGCCCAGUGGACCAGUGGCCAUCCCAAACCUGUCUAACGCUCUGAGCAGGUCCCAGAGCUGCUGCUCUUACACUGCUUGCCCGCGUGGCUGCCUGGUUGACUCUCCUUCCCAUUGUUUACAGUGAAGGUGUCAUUCACAAAAACUCAAGGACUACUGUUCUCUUCCCACCUCUUCCUUUUCUCCUGGUUCUUGUUCUAUCCUGAACCCUCUCCAGGGUCAAAGCUAGUGAGCUGAAGGCUUUGUCCCUAGGAAAGGGGCUCAAGAGAUUGAGGGUAUUGCCAAGAAGGUAGGAGGAAGAUGGUACACCUGGGCCAGAGGAGAAACUUCUCCACUUCCUAGGUGUGUCUGGCAGUGUGGUGUCUUUCUCUCUGUGCUUGGGCAGCCUCUAGCCCAGUUGGCCAGGUUCCUUCUUCCCUCUUUCCUGCGAAAUUACACUGUAGGACACAAGCUGUGAGAAAUCUGCAGUCUACUGUCCCUGUGUGUUGGCAUUCUUAGCUCUCUUGACAAACAGAUUCCUUUCUCCAGGCAGUAGUAGGACAUGCAAAUUGUUCUGAGCAAAGGAAAGAAAACUGACUUUAUUGCACUUUUAGGGUUUUGUUGUUGUUUUUUUAAAAAAAAAAGAAAAAGAAAAAGAAAAAAAAUCCAUGACAGAUGCAUAUUGUGUCUGGUUAUAUUGGGGGUUUUAUUUUUUCAGUUGUGAGGGAACAGGCCAGCCAAGCCAUUCAGAGAGAACCUGGGUCCAGAGGACAUACUCAAUGGAAAGUUAGACCUGCAGCCCCCAGAAGAGAAGAAGCCAAACUCUGUCAACUCACGUUGACAAGGAAACAUACUUGAAUUUUCAUUCAUCUUCUCAGCUGCUGAAGACAGCCCCCACCAGAGCCUCUUGACCUAACGAGCCUGCCGUUUGUAAGCCCAGCUCUCCUGCAUGUGAAAUGAGCAGCCACGCCAGACCAGGAAAUGGCCCAUCCCAGAGAGCAGAUGCUUCUCAAAAAGAAAACAACGCAAAUGUCUUUUUCCUUCACUGCCAGGGACUUCCUACUAGAUAGCCAUGUUGACUUUCUGGUGACAAAAUUUCUGAUUAAACAGCCACCACCAUCUUGCCACUAGUGGACAAAAAGAGGGUAGUGAACCUGCCUUCAGCUAACUGCCAGAGAAGCCUUGGGGUACAGCACCAUAUAUCCAGGAAAAGAAAAUUGGUAAUACUCUGUCUGCCUCAAUACAGAGUGGUAGCAUUCAGGCUGGCCUGCCUUGUCAGAAACAAAGUAUACAGCGAUGUCCAACCAGGUCUGUAACCGCGGAUUAGAAACUCAGCUCCUGUGGCUGCAGUGACCAGGAGGGUAGGAUCAGUUGGUGCUGGGAAAAGGAUACUGUAGUGGAAAGGUCUAAAAUUAUGUUCAACUGAACAUAGACUCCUUCCAGAUAAGAUGGCCAUUCAUCUACGCACAUUUUUCCCCAGUGCAUGGUCUUUCCCCGCCACCAUGCUGUAUUUGCAUGACUUGCUUAAAACCGAGAAUCUUGGUUCCUCAUUCCCUGUUUUGAGGACUUAAUAAUUUGUGGGGUUACUCUUCUUAUGCUCCAUUUUCAUUUGAGUUAAGUGGCCUUUCCAAACAGUGACUUCUCAUUCCAGGUGUGACAGAAGGGAUUUUUCACAUCAGGAAAAGAGGUUUGGUAUCUGAGAGCAAGGAGCUAACCAUGCAGGACAGUGGCUAGUGACUUGGUCUGAUGGUUUGUGGGACACAGAAAUUCUUGCCUCUGGCUUUUCGAAUAGGAGUAUGGGGAUAUUUUCUGGUAGUUGACGACGUUUCCUGAUAAGUCGCUGCACGUAGCUUCCAUAGAAGAAAAGUAGCAUUCUCGUAAGUCAUUGGGCUUCACCUGUUCCAUUGAAUCUUGGCUGGGGAAUAUCUCUUCACUGGCUCCCACCCUGCUUAGCUCAUAUAAAGACUACAAUUUGCCAUUUCUUUACAAGGAAUGUUUCUCCCUAUGAGAUAGUGGCAGGGAGAGACUGUGUCACACCUUUCCCCACAGGGCUUUGAAUGUUGGAGUCGGCUUCCUUUUUGUUCCUAAUGCUUAAAGCCAUCACUGAGAUUUUAUAAUCAUUUGGCAUUUGGGCAACCUUUAAAUCCCCACAUAGAAAUUUUUAGCUUCCUCAUCCCAGCUUAGAAAACGCCUUGCCGCCCAAAGGAGGGCAGGGGAAAUGGUGGCAAAGCCUGGAGCAUCCUGGCACUAUGUACCCCCACUAAGUGCCUCCCCCGACCCUGCAUCCGCAGGAAAAAUAAUCAAAGGCAGUAAGCCGCAUGGCUGUAGGACUGUCUUGCUGAGCUUUUUUUUUUUUUUUAGUUUUUGUAUAGGCUAGCUCUUGAAGGGUUGGACAUGAGUUAUUGGCAGGAGUAGGGAAGGGUGCUUGCUAAUGUACUGUUCUCACCCUCCAACCCCUGCAAAUUCCCUCAUUAUUAAGGUUUUAAGACAAAGACAAAGAGCUCCAGGUCCCGUUAGCAUGCAGGGUCAUGGUGAUUUUUCCAAGGCCAUUGAUACUCCAAGGUGACCCUGAACCUGAGAUACUCUGUUUCGGUGUUCUUAAAACUUAAAACAAACCCUAAAACCCCUCAAAACCAUGGCCCCCAGAAGCAUUUUGGCCAUCAGUUCCAUCCCCAGCAGCACACCAGGCCCCCGCCCCGGCCCUGCCACUUUGUCUGGCAUUGCCUCCAUUUUACAGCCAUGAUGCCCGAGGACCAUUUUCUUUUGAGAAGAAUGUCAUCAUUUUAAGGCUCAUCUUCUGUUCAUGGAAACCCACUAAGGAUUCCCUCCAGCCCUCCCAUUCCUCAGGUAUCAAAGCCUGCAUGGGCUGGGCAGAUAGGCCAGGAAGCCACAGCGACCCCGCAUCCCCCACCAGGACUCGUGCCUGUGCAGUCGCGAGGGCCCCGUGGGAAUCAUUUGCCUCUCACACCUUGGCACGUUCCUGAGUUCUGACUCCAGACUGCUGCCUCUGAGGGAGAGUGGGGCAUCCGCCAGCAGGCGAGCACUCAGGACUGCCUUAAUCACCAUUCCACGUCAGAGUCUGAGGGCAAACAGGGUUCAGGAAGUUACAACAUGACUAGAUUAGCCACAAGGUCAGAUUCUCUUAUUUUGGCAUGAGCUGCUGCAGGCAGCCAAGAUCCUGAGGUUGGUAGUAGAAAUGUUGAUUUCCUGUUUGUUCUCAGUGAGCUCCAAGUAUAUAGAAAUGGUCCCUGCCCAUCUUCUCUAGAGUAACUUCCAACCUACAUCAGUAGAAACAUACUGGUAGCGCCGUUUCAGUGUCAAGUUUCCAGUGUUAGUGAUCACUUUAAUGCCUGAAAAAUAUGCAAGUGGUAAUGUUACAUUAAAGUGGUUUCUAACACCAUAGCCUUAACUUCUUUUUUUUACAACAUAGAAUCCCCUCCUAGAGAGCAAGCAUGGCUGCAUUUCUCAUGGCAACUCUUAAAGGAGCUUGAUCCUCUGAUGCAUCCCUCCAUGUCCAGGCCAAUGUCACCACCCACUUUCCAUUCUCACUGAGUUGCCCUGACAACGUCCCCAGUGUGUCAGAGCCAUGCUAGGUCUAGGGCUUCUCACACUGGGAGUCUGUAAGGCCAUACAGCCAACAUUGCCUUUGCCGGGCCACUGCCACCGUCCCCAUGGUUACCCCUAGGUGGUGAAUGAAUUACAGAGACCCUCAGGGAGCCAGGAUACCAGGUACUCCAUCUGGAUGGGCCAUGUGGAUGACAGGCAUUUUGCUGUGCAGCUCUUGGUUUUGCAGAUUCCAAGGAAGUCCCAUCUAGAGGCUGGCCACCAGUGACUCCCCAGGAUGGGAUUCCUUGUGAGUCUGGGGGUUUUAUUAUUUUUUUUUUUGGAGGGGGAUGAGGGGGCUGAUUCUGAGAAAAAGAUGAGGCAGACAUGGCCCAUCUGUGGCUUUGUAGAGUUUUGAGCAGUGUUUUUGCCACAAGUUUUGGAGUCUUUGGUCCAAUAAGCAGUCUUAAAAAUGUUUUUCCUAGCUCCUUUUGCACGUGACUUAGGUGCAGAAGAAUAGGUUUCUCAUUGUAUUCAGAAUAGUAAAUAGGUCCCUGAAUACAGGCAAUAGUAGUUGAUGUAUUUUCUCAAAAAACUAACCAGGAAACCCACUCCAGUGUUUGUAGGUCAGCUUACAAAGGAAAAAGUGAGCAUGUACUCCAUAAUGCUUCUAGUCUGGUAACCAAACUUGAUGUUCUAAAGAAACCUCAGUUGUGUGGACAGGAUUUCUUUGACUUGUUUCUCAUUUACUCCUUACAAUCACGUUUCCGGUGCCAUCACCACCUUUCAGGUCUUAGCAGAGGAUUAUCCACAGUAACAAACUGGGGGGUCUAGUACAGCCAUCAUCCCAGGAAUGCAUAGGGGACCAUUGUCCUGACUGCCACCCCCCCCCCCAACAUGUCUUUCAGGGUAGGUGAGACAUUUUCAGUGUUCCUCUUCUUGGGCUCUAGACCAAAUCCCAGGCCAGCAUUUGCACCAAAAGCCUUUUAGAAGGCUUAUCAACCUAUUAGGAGUGUCUCGGGAAAGAUGAGCCAUUUCUUUGGGAAUAAAUAUAUUUAUAGGUGGGGGAGGGUAGAUGGUUGCAUGUGUGUACUCAUCUGUGUGAAUUUAAGACAGCUAGGCAGCUGGGAACCAGGUGUUCCCAAGUAUUUGCAGAGGUAAACCAAGUGUCUGAGCAAGCUGGCCCUGGGAAUGAGGCCCUUUGUCAAGCAGAGAAAGUAAUAGAAAAGAUAGAGAUAAAACCAAAAAUAUAACUCCCCAGUGGAAAAUAAUGGUGAUUUAGCAAUUCCCAUUGAAUAUCUUAUGUGGUCUAAUUUAUUAUAUUAUUAUUUGUCUGUUUCUUUCAUCUUUGCCCAUUAUACUCUUAAAAAGAUGUUGGAAUGUUGACUGAAAUUUUUUUAAACUAGAUAAUGUAUAAAUCAGCUAUGGAAAUUAGUUUUAAUCGUGUGAUGUGUCUAUUGUUAAAUGCCUUUUUUUUUAAACCUUUUUUUUUCUUGAUAUGUAAUGUUUCCUAAACCCUAGCACUGGUCAAUCUCAGCUGUGAAAAUGAAAUCGUAGUAUUUUAAAACAUGAAUGUCAAUUUCAAGUGUAUUUGAAAUGGUUCCUCCGAGAGAGAUUUUUAGACUAUUGGAAAAAACCAUCUGCCGAGGAAGUAGCUGCCUUUGGAGAAAAUAGAAAAUGGGUCCUGAUACGUUAUCUCAGAGUAGCCCCUUUCCUAGGGCACCGUGGAAAACACAAAUGUGAUCUUCAAGUAUACCUCUUCCUCAAUUUGGGGAAGAAAGGACUCAGUUUGCACCCUUUUUUGUAUGUAAAAUAAAAUGUCUUACCUUUCUUGGCUA
Messenger RNA from Perognathus longimembris pacificus (Pacific pocket mouse), 7263 nucleotides. RefSeq names its product casein kinase 1 gamma 1 (gene Csnk1g1). Gene Ontology annotation, biological process: peptidyl-serine phosphorylation; positive regulation of canonical Wnt signaling pathway; signal transduction. Gene Ontology annotation, molecular function: ATP binding; protein serine/threonine kinase activity. The record is from RefSeq and is a predicted model, not a curated record. Bases 364 to 1740 code for a protein of 458 amino acids. Gene Ontology annotation, cellular component: nucleus; cytoplasm; plasma membrane. The transcript is spliced from 13 exons. Lineage: Eukaryota; Metazoa; Chordata; Mammalia; Rodentia; Heteromyidae.